GGAACGCGUCCUAUCGCAGCCCGUGUUAGCGUCAUUCCGCGCGGUUUCGUCGCAUCAGUUUGACGCUCACGUUCCAACGUUGAAGUGUAUUUGCUAGAAUUUGUUGUGUUAAAACUGUGUUAAACUCAAUAACGGGGUUUAUGGGCACGUCCGUGUUACUAUAACGGGAUUGGCACGGGAAGUGAUUCUAAUCAUUUAAAGUUCGAAUGUCGUGAUAAAAAACUGGUGCGUGCAACUGCGACACCUACCAACCGCUGCGUUUUAGAACUACGUCUGACCAAACUCAACUGUAACAUGGUCGGAUGGUUGGUGCUUGGCAUUAACCAAUCUGAAACGUCUAUUAUUAGUAUAAAAGUGAACAUGUCGACAUAUUCGCUGGACGCAGAGAAGUUCAUCGCAGAAAUCAAGAAGCAUAGAGAGCUGUGGGACGUGGACUCCAAGGGCAAGCCCUUUAGGAACAGCGCCAAGGAGAAGGCCUGGUGCGCGGUCGCCAGGGUUUUCAUUCAGGACUUCGACGCGCUCACUAAACCCGAACAGGCCGAAGUUUAUCGCAAAUUAUACAACAAAUGGCGCAACAUCCGGGACGCGUACGUCCGGAACGUAAGGAGCACACGCGUUAAUAAGUCCGGCGGCUACAUUUUCAUGAAGCAACUCACAUUCCUCGACACCCGGUACAAACCCAACCCCAACGGCUCUAACAAGUGCGACGACCAAUCCAACGACCCGACCAGUGACGAAGAAGAUGACGCUAACAACGAAAACAACUCGGGCGAAAGCGAUGAACCAUCUGUCAUAGAGCACCUUAAACGCCGCAGGGUUUCAAAGAAAAGGAAAAAAAUAGAAAUCGUUAACACAUCGAGCACAGACACGGGUUACGUCGAUGAAAGCCGACGGAAGAAUUGGCCAACCAUAGAAAUAGUCGACCCAGCUAUGAGCACUAUGACUACGAUGCCGUGUUCGGAAUUCGAAAACCCGAUUUCCAUGUCGCGACUCAACGAAGAAGUCGGUAGCGAAGUUGUGUCGGUUGCGACGUUCGACGAAGACCGUUCCUUCUUUGAUUCAUUACUACCAGCAGUGCGGGAGUUCGACAUGGAUCAGAAACUGAAGUUCAGAUACGAAGUUCUGAGAACAAUCAAAGAUAUUCGAUCGAGCGACCAGAGCCAGGCUUGUAAACCGGAGCCUACGUCUGCAUAUUAUAUUGAAUAGUAAUGGCUUGCUCUAAACUGGGUGCUAAAUAUAUGAAUGUGUUGGAAUAAUAAAUUUGAAAUAUAGAAUAGAGUCAAUUCCUGGCAGUUUUCCAUGGCAAUUUUUUUUUUAACUAUUUUAGAAUUCGAAGAUUCUAAAAUAGUUAAGUUUUGAAUUAAUUUUAAAAAUAUACUGCGAACUAAGUUGCAUUCUCACUUCAAAUCCAACCACCCCAGACUUUUCAAUAAUUUGUAGAAAUUGAAAACAUUUGGCACGCUCUAAAAUUGUGAUAUUUGCUAAAAUCCUUCUAUCGUAAAUGGUAACGCAAUUUAGGUAUGUUAUCCUGUAAAAAUUUUGAAUUUUUUUAUUACAGUAAUAAUUUCGAUCUCA
Pararge aegeria (speckled wood butterfly) is the source of this 1575-nucleotide messenger RNA. RefSeq lists its product as uncharacterized. Bases 295 to 1206 code for a protein of 303 amino acids. Gene Ontology annotation, molecular function: DNA binding. Gene Ontology annotation, cellular component: nucleus; transcription regulator complex. The record is from RefSeq and is a predicted model, not a curated record. The transcript is spliced from 3 exons. Gene Ontology annotation, biological process: regulation of transcription by RNA polymerase II. NCBI's taxonomy places the organism in Eukaryota, Metazoa, Arthropoda, Insecta, Lepidoptera, Nymphalidae.